AUGUUUUCGAUAGAGCGUCGACAAACGGAAUCUGCACAAUGCGAUAAAUCUUCACUGAUAUCAGCAUCCACUCCUGUCACUUCGUUUAUUCCAAUCACCACCAACUCAUCGAAUCUUCAAGACCGUUCUCAUUAUCCGUCCAACCGUUCUGCGGCUUAUUCGGAUGGUCCCUUCAGUCCACCUUCAUCAUCUGCGUCCUCAUCGUCAUGUUUUGCGAUCUCGGGCUCUGCGCGAUAUUCGUCAAAUAUUGUUGGCUUCAGACGCGGUGCUGACCCGCAAAGCUUUCGUUGCAUCCGACUUCCACCUGCUGAUAGUAGUGGUGGCUUCAUGACGGCAAGUAACACAUCAAGACUGUCAAGAACACUGGCUAUGAAACGACGAAAACGAAUCGGAACAAGGAGUCUCUGUAAAUAUGAUUGCCGCCGUCUUUCGUCGAAUCAGGAUUCUGAUACGGAUAUUAGUAAUAAUUAUAGUAGUAAUAGUGAUGACGAGUAUGAUACUUUCAAUGGUUUUACCGGUUAUGACGUGACCAAACAACACCUGCCCAGCGAUUAUCCACUGCAACUUCUAUGGCGAUUCUGCUAUUGCACUUUGUUUUGCUGGUUUUAUCAGUGCCAUUUAUGGCGAUCAUAUUUUGUGCUGUCCAUUUUGCUGUUUGGUGGCCUCUCACCGGCACUGGUGAUGGGUGAAUACCCACGGGUUUUGAUCAUGGUGGAGAAGUACGCCGACGAGAAAUCCUCAUGGGAAUUUCAUAGCAGAUCGUCACGACAAGCUGAGAUAUCAAGGAAGACAUGGAACGAAUAUGUACUCUAUAAAGGUGCGUAUGAGGCGAUUUAUUGGUCUAUCUAA
This is a messenger RNA of Anisakis simplex (herring worm), 849 nucleotides long. The record is from the annotation of a GenBank genome assembly. Lineage: Eukaryota; Metazoa; Nematoda; Chromadorea; Rhabditida; Anisakidae.